Messenger RNA from Corticium candelabrum, 1728 nucleotides. Its product is annotated as transcription factor Adf-1-like. Gene Ontology annotation, molecular function: DNA binding. The record is from RefSeq and is a predicted model, not a curated record. Bases 393 to 1151 code for a protein of 252 amino acids. The transcript has 3 exons. NCBI's taxonomy places the organism in Eukaryota, Metazoa, Porifera, Homoscleromorpha, Homosclerophorida, Plakinidae.
AAAUUUCUUACAAUCUGUAUAGGAUGGUGAACAAACGUGGUUGUAUACGAUCUGAUGAGAAUUGUGUAGUCGUUUGUUCAAAUGUCUGUGUGUUGGCGUCCAUGCGGCUUUCCGUGUGUAAAGCCUGGUUUACAAUAUGACGCUGACGACGCUCGCGACGCUCGCGGGGACGCUCGCGAAGACGCUCAGGCGGGCGUCAUAUUGUAAACAUUCGCACGUCGCGUCAUGAGCGUCGUCAGCGUCGUCAGCGUCCGUGAGCGUCGUUGACGCUCAAGUUGAGACAAGUUCAACUCCAGCGUCCAAACCGGAAGUGGUCCAGCGUCUACUGGAAGCACGUGAUUCUUGUCGACAAAUCAGCUAUCAAAUCCGGGAGUGAUAUCCCUGAGUGAACUAUGGAAGAGAAGCUUAUCGAAAGUGUACGUAAGUACGGCUGCCUGUGGCAAGUAAAGUCCAGGGAGUAUAAAGACCUGCGUCUGAAGGAGAACUCUUGGAAAGAGGUCUCGGAAGAAACUGGGCUCCCAGCGGCAGACUGCCAGAAAGUAUGGAAACGUCUUCGCGACAAGUUCGUGAGGGAAAAGAAGAAAACUAAAUCAAUGCGUUCUGGAGACUCGGGACCUCCCUACAGCUCAUUGUGGGAGUACUUUGAGGUUCUCAGCUUCCUCCUGGACACCAUAAAACAUCGCCAAACAGUUACCAACUUUAGUGCCCCCCUAGAUGAUGGUUGCGUUCAUGAUGAUGAUGAGGAGGACAAUGAUGAUGAUAGUGAGAGCAUUGUAGCAGUAGACCAGUUUGAACACAACCAAUCAAUGACAACACGUCAGUCUACUCCGUCACCAUCAGUGCCAUUAUCUGGAGGAGUAGUGCAAACACCUAUGGGAGAAAUUCGUUCCAACAGAGGCAAGGGCAAAAAGAGGAAGGUGGAUGCUGAAGCUGUUGAUUUAGCUAUGCUUCAGUUGAUCAACGACCAGAAGAGCAAUCCUACUGAGCCAUCGCUAGAUGAAGAAGGGCUAUUUGGAUUACACAUUGCAGCCAAACUAAGACAGUUGUCCGACCGUGAGAAAGCAAUUGCGGAGAUUAAAAUCGAAGAAAUACUAUUGGAGGCAAAAUUUGGCUACCAAUACCAGCAAAGCAGCCACCAAUACCAGCAUUGAGCAACCACGCAUAUCUGGGCUCUCUUCGUUUAACCAGAUGUUUGAAUUGAAGCAUCUGUAUGGUCCUUUAACCGGCUUUUUUAAAAGCCACAAAAUCAUCAAAGAGAGCUGAUCUAAAGACUGAAGUCUACAUUACCUAGAAGUACAUACACACACACACACACACACACACACACACACACACACACACACACACACACACACACACACACACACACACACACACAGAGGGAGAAAGAGAGAAACAGACACAAAAGCAGAGAGUUGUAUUUUCAACUGAUGCUUGUUCACCCUUCUUAUUAGGUAAAUGGUGCAUUAAUUCAAUCAGAUGCAGGGUGGGCACAUUGAUGUGAUAGGGAACUGAACAUACAGUACAGGUUUCGAUAAUACCAGCAAAAUAGCUGGUGAAAGCCCCAAAACACAUAUCAUGGCUAGUAUUCUGUACGAUGGAUGUGGUGGUACUGCCAUGUCACCUCUCCUUCAGAGGACAUAAAGUAGUCGCGAAUAGUGUCCCUACAUGUAGCUGCAGAUCUACUAUACAUAUUGCUUCCUACAGAGCCUAUCCUGCUCAAUCCAU